Messenger RNA from Bicyclus anynana (squinting bush brown), 4045 nucleotides. It is a transcript of the gene cts, whose product is annotated as protein spinster homolog 1. The transcript has 11 exons. Gene Ontology annotation, biological process: transmembrane transport. The record is from RefSeq and is a predicted model, not a curated record. Gene Ontology annotation, cellular component: membrane. Bases 252 to 1787 code for a protein of 511 amino acids. NCBI's taxonomy places the organism in Eukaryota, Metazoa, Arthropoda, Insecta, Lepidoptera, Nymphalidae. Gene Ontology annotation, molecular function: transmembrane transporter activity.
UUAGUAGUCUACGCGCGGCUGAACUUAUUGCACGCGCCAACAACCUAGUAGAUACUAUUUUAGUAUUUUAGAGGUUGUUUAUUAAGGGACAAUUUAUCGACUAAGUUGUCCGCUUUUCUAAAUCGAAGUUCGAAUUAAUCGAAGUCGAGACGCGACAUAUUUUGAAUUCCGCGCGCUUUUUCGGCGGUAUUUAGUUGUGUUGCUAGAGUUGGUGAUUUUAUUGUGACUGGCAAUCCUUGGAAUAAGCAAACAUGUUCCACGGAGGCAUUUUGAGCAAAUUGAAGAACUUCUACAAGUGGUACGUGUUGGGUUUGGUGUCUGUUGGCUACAUUCUUGGAGAGCUCGGACAUUAUCUCAUAGGCACCACAUCGAAGGUGACAGCGGAAGACCUUCACUAUGGCGACAAGGCGUGUAUGCUCAACGCGACGUAUCUACAUCUCAACGACCUACCCGUCAUCUGUGAGAAAGUCAACUCCAGCGAAAUAUGCGAAUCGCUCACGCUCAAUGGCACCAGAUACUGCGAAUGGGGCUACAACGGGCUGGGGAUCGACUACCAGGUGCUCGCUGGACCUGCCUUCAUGGCUGUGUUCACAGUCGUUGGAGUUAUUUUGGGCGUAGCUGCGGAUAAAUACAACAGAGCACGUAUUCUCAGCAUAUGCACAGCGAUAUUCGUGAUAGCGAUCCUUUUGAUGGGCACUGUGACCGAGUACUGGCAUCUGGUGCUUCUUCGGAUGCUGAUGGCAGCAGGCGAGUCGGGUUGCAACCCGCUGGCGACCGGCAUUCUGACAGAUCUCUUCCCGGAGCACCAGAGAGCGUUGGUGCUGUCGAUAUUCAACUGGGGGAUAUAUGGGGGAUACGGUAUCGCUUUCCCCGUGGGACGAUAUGUCCCAGAUUUGAACGUUUGGGGACUGAGCUGGCGCCUUUGCUACUACGCAGCCGGCAUUGUAGGAAUCGUCAUCGCCAUUCUGACUUUCCUGACUCUUCGCGAACCACCCAGAACUACCAUCGGCGAAGAAGGUGCUGGCAACACCAAAGGUGGAGAUUCAACGUUGGAGUCUGGCAAGAAGAUGCCGCAAGUGACCAUCUGGCACGUGAUCGCUCAGCCUAGAAUUAUUCUGUUAUGCAUUGCCGCCUCAAUUAGACAUUGUGGUGGUAUGUGUUUCGCGUACAACGCUGACUUGUAUUACCGCGACUACUUCCCCGACGUGGACCUCGGCUGGUGGCUGUUCGCUGUCACUGUCGGCAUCGGUUCCGUAGGCGUGGUCGUUGGAGGAGUCAUCUCAGACAAAAUCGUAGCUAAAAUGGGUGUACGAUCGAGAGUACUGGUGCUCGCGAUAUCGCAGCUGAUCUCCACUCUACCAGCCUUUGGCUCAGUCGUCUUUGGUCCACUGUGGGCUAUGAUCACCCUGGCGUUUUCAUACUUCUUCGCGGAGAUGUGGUUCGGAAUAGUAUUCGCUAUCCUGGUAGAAAUAGUGCCACUAUCUGUCCGCUCCACCACUGUGGGUGUGUUCCUCUUCGUGAUGAACAACGUCGGUGGAAACCUGCCUAUCCUGGUGGACCCCGUCUCCAAAGCUAUCGGAUACAGAGAAUCCAUUAUGAUCUUUUACGCUGGCUUCUAUGGAAUCAGUAGCAUCCUGUUCUUCCUCACAAUGUUCCUCAUGGACGGUCAGAUUGAGAAGCAACCCGAAACGACCGACAAGCCGAGCGGGCUGGACAACUGCGCGUUCACGCAAGACGAGGUCACCGUCCGGACGGGACGAGCCAAUGACAGUAACAGCAGACUAUAGACUAGUAGCCUGGAUAUAUGAACUAUGGACCAAAGUGAAUGAAUGAUUGAGUGAAUGAUUACUUCUAGCUUUCGUAGCACCUACUGGAAAUGGAAAUUGUAGAUUUUUCAUACUUCUGUAGGAUAGACUGCUAUAGGUGUCUUUACACACACCCAGGACGGGCUUAAUACACGAGUAAAUACAUAGCAGAUGCCUGUGACGUCAUUAAUGUAAUCUUUAGAAAAAGAAGGAAGGAGAGGUGUUAAUAUUGACAAAGGAUUGAUUUGAUUGUUAUCGAGACUUUGGCGUAUUUAUCUUAUAACGCCAAAGUUGAAACUGUCAUCUGCUGUAAUAAUUGUAUGCGUACUUGUCGUAUUUUACUAUUCUUACGUAUUUUCUAAGAAUCUGUUAUUUUAGUUUUACUGCACAAAUGAGAGCCACAGUAAAUAGUUUUAUUGAUUUUUGGAGUUUACUCCCUAUGAAUCGAUUUUUAAUAUAUAGCCCCCGGUAUGAAAAAAAUAUGGGCAGUAAAAUUCGAUAAACGAAUAACAGCGUUAGCAUUUUGUGCGCACCUUUCACCGCGACCUGCUGCUCCUCGGUUGCGCACCUUUCACUUAUCAGGCGUAGGUAUUGAGACGUACAUAGUGUAUGCUACGGGGCAACAUACACCUAUUUAGACACUCGAUCUGAAAGAGUAAACUCCAUUCGUACGUUGAAGCUGACACAUAUUUUUUUUAAUUACAAAACAAAAGGAUAUUUACAUAUUUUCCUAAGCGAAAAAUUCUGUAAAGUAAGAUUUCUGGAUGCGAUAACUCUGCAUUGACCAGUGAAAGAUGAAGCGUUGGACCAUUGGGUUUACGAGCCCUGAUACUCACACAUUGGAACAAUUACUAUUAACUUCUAUUAAUAUAGAUGUAUGCGGAAUGCCAUGCGCCAUUUUGUUAUUCGUUAAUUUUAAAUUUCGAAUAAGUUGAAUCUCAUGCACUGUUAGUAGUUGUUUUAUUUUUGACUAAAAUAUUUAAUUUUAUAUGUUUUAGGACUAAUCUAAAAUUAAUUUUGGACUACGUUACAGUUUGCACGCUUCUAAUAUAAAUUACAAUCGUCAUUAAUACUCGUAUCUACGUAAUUAAAUAAUACAACAUUCAAAUCAAGCAAUGAGCUUAAUUUACUUUUUUUUUUGCCUUUUUGAGCCUAUACAUAAUAAGAUUUGACAUUUCGACAGGUAACAUUGGAAUUAUUUUCAAACAUUGCACAAAAACAAAGGAAGGCGAUUUUUUUUUUCAAAAAAAAUUACUUAACGGGUUUUAUUUAUUUUGUAAAGCCCAGAAUAUUUUUAUUAUGAAUCUUAUUAUUACUGUUCCGAUCUCAUUAUGACAAACAUGCUCAAAAAUAACUUUACUACUUUUCAAAAACGCUACAUGACAUCUUAUUUCAGUACUUUCAGUUUCCCAACAAGUAAUUCCUCAAAUUCAACUAAGUAGCCUAAACACUACAGUUUCUAGAUAGUUCCUGAUUUGUUCUAGUUCUUUAUUAAUUAAGUCCACAAUACAGGAGCUCUACUGUUUUAUUUAUAUAUUUAUUUUAUUUAUUACAUUAUGUAACAGUUCAAGAUUUAAUUUAAAUUUUUACUUGUUAAUGUUUAAUUUCGGCACAUCUAUCCCCAAUAAUUCCAACGUUAAAACUAAGUUGAACCCACUAUAUAUUUAUUUUCCCAACUAACAGCUAUUUUUUCUUGCCACUAAGUAAACCUAUCGAAUCUCGAAUAUAUUUUUAAAGCUAUUACGGCUCCUUGAUAAGUUAUUUAAUAAGGUUGUUUUAAUUUAAUUUAGUUGAGUUUUAUAUUUAUUUUAAGUAACUUUAGACAUAAGUUUGAAAUUUCAAUUCGCCACAAAUUACAUUAGUUCAAAAAUUUCAAAUUUUUUCAAGCAUCUAAUAAAUUAUUUUUUACGCAAUACUAAAUUACUUACUAUUAGAUUUAAUUUGUCAAAACUUAAAUGCUUCAUAUUCAGAUUCUGUUCCGAAAUAUUGAAUAUUUAUAAAAUUAUGUGAGAAGUUUAUAACAUUCUCAAAAUACAAUAAACUUCUUGUACCAACUUUAAUGAUACAAGAAGUUUAUUUAUACAAAACUUUAAAAAUUUUGUUCUCAGAAACGUAAAAUCGUUUGAUGAUUGUACGUUAAAUCAUGAUAAUACACUCGUAUUAACGAAAAGCAGUUAAUUGUGAUAUUGAUAUAUUUUGUAAAUAUUUAUAAUGUAAAUAAAGUUCUCUUUAUGUUACAA